Messenger RNA from Paramuricea clavata, 4190 nucleotides. The record is from the annotation of a GenBank genome assembly. Lineage: Eukaryota; Metazoa; Cnidaria; Anthozoa; Malacalcyonacea; Plexauridae.
CGAGCUCAUGUUUUCAUUUUGGUUGCAUUUUAUGCGAUUUUACUUUACUAGAAAUCGUGGAAUAAAGCAAGGUAAAAUGUAUAAUAUAUCAAUUUCUUAACCGAAGAAGUUGAAAUGGCAACAGCUUCAUCUUUAGACAGCGUUGCAGAAAUCGAAGAUUUGCUCACAUGUUCGAUUUGUUCGGAGACGUUGAGCGAGCCUCGAAGCUUGCACUGUUUUCAUAAUUUUUGUAAAGAAUGUUUGGGAAAAUACGUCGAACGUCUUCGAGGACCUGACAAGGACAUCGAGACAUUCCCAUGCCCUACAUGUCGCUCGGAGUUUACGCUUAAAUCAAACCAAAAUGUCGCCGACUUGGCAAGCAAUUAUUUCAUCAAGAAUAUGCUGGAAAUUAUGGCGAUUCAACGACAAGCGAAAGCUGCCCGUUGUUCGUCAUGUCAGGAAACGGCGGUAAAUCGUUGUAUGACCUGUGAAAUGUUUAUGUGUGAAAAAUGUUCGAAUUAUCAUUCGAUAUGGCCGGUGAUGAAAGAUCACGAUGUAUUGUCCGUCGAGGAACUGAGCAAUCCUCAAAGUCAAGUUAAGAUGAGAAGCAAGCUUUACUGCGUGAAACACAAAGACAAAAUACUCGAAUAUUAUUGCGAAACAUGCAAGGAACUUAGCUGUAUACAUUGUAUGGUUUUAAAUCACAUCAAACAAAACCAUUCCUGCGUUUCCGUGGAGGAAAUCGCACAGAAACAAAGGGAAAUAUUACAAGGAAGCUGUACAACACUUGAUGAAAAAGUAUCUGCAGGAAGGCAAGCAUUGAAUGCUGUUGACGAGGUCAUGAAAUCACUUGAGGCAAAUGCAAAGAAUGCCAAAGAUAAAAUUAAUGCACAGAAGGAUAAAAUCCUGACGAGCAUAACAGAAAAGCUUGAGGUCCAGGCUAAGAAAUUGUCUCAAGAUGUGGACAAUGUUUAUGGUGAAUUGUAUGGUGAAUUAACCAAGCAACAUGGGGAAAUCAAAGAUUAUCUUGAUAAAGUCCAAGGUUCAGUGUCAUUGCCGAGGAAUCUCUUAAAGAGAGGGAGUAUUGAAGAAAUUGUCUCGUCUCAGAAAGUGAUUGAUGAAAAUAUUGAGAAAUUAGAAAAUGAGCAGCCUGAAAAUCUUGCACCAAUAAAUGAUGGUGGUGUCCAGUACAUAACACGGAAUAUUGAGAACAUCAAUUAUGGUGAUAUUGUGGAUAAACUUGGAAAUAUAAACUUAGGUCAGUAUAUAUUUAGCACACUAAAUAUAUACAUAAGAUCAAAAUAUUUCCCCCUGCAGCAGCAGCAGCAGACACUUCAUGAAAUAUUGGCGGUGGGGGUUGGGGGGGGGGGGGCGAAUUAGAUUGGCAACAACAUAUAAUCAAUCACACUUUUUUACUGGAAAUCUUAGUUCUUUAACUUUUUUGCCUUACUUUUCAUGCUAUAUUUUUAUAAUUAUAGUUUUCAAUAGUUUAUAGCCUUAACCAAUGCUUUCAGAAAUAUUGUUAGUGGGCAGUUCCCCUGGCCCCUUGAGUGUAACCAUAUGUAAUAUGCCAUGUUCCAACAAUAAGAACAUGAUGAUUUGAUGCCUCCUGUUUCUGUCAAAUAGCACCGCAGGAUGUAAAUUGUAUGCAGUACUGUAAACCUCCGACUAUAAGCCCUGGGCUUCUAUAAGCCCUGGGCUUCUAUAAGCCCUGGGCUUAUAUUAUUUUGUAAGCGAUUUUUGAUGGGCUUAUACAAAGGUGGGCUUAUAUACGGGGGUCUUAUACAUGGACGAUUUUUUGUGUUAGUGUAAUAGUAAUAAACAAGUAUAGUAAUAGUGAUAAACAUGUGUUAAACAAGCAUAGUAAUAGUGAUAAAUAGUCUUAAUAGUGAUAAACAAUAUAGUGAUAAACAAGUGGGCUUAUAUUCGGAUGGGCUUAUAUUCGGGGGAGGGGGCUUAUAUUUGGAAUGAGGUGAGCGUUAGUACAUGUGGUGGGCUUAUACACUGGUGGGCUUAUAUUCGGGGGGGCUUAUAUUUGGGGGGGGGCUUAUUUUUGGAGGUUUACGGUACUAGACUGACUCGGAUGUGUUACUAUAAGUAUUGAGUGGCAGCACUCUCCUCCUGUCUAGCAUUAGACAUAGUAAAAUAAUAAAGUAGGGCGCAUCUGGGCGCAUUGCCACUAAAAGGGUUAAUUAAGGAAUGAAAUCCCAGAAAUCUUGUGGCCCUACGAUUUACCUUCUACAGGUAAAUAAUGUCAGGCAAUUUCCACCAACGUUGAGCAAAUUUUUGGCUCCCCGCCUUCCUUCCUAAUUCCCCCUCCCCCCAAUAUUCCUAUGCUAUUCAUAUCCAUAUCCCACACAUUUUUAGAUGAUUUUGGUCAAUUGCAUCAAAAGUAAACCUGAUUGGUGCAUUCACACCUGAAGUUUGUCAAUUAUACAGGAAGUUAUCUAGUUGUGAAAGAACUCCAUAGAAUAAAUUGGUUUGUGUGAGCAACUAUUAGGGAUGAAACGGAUUUGGAUAAUGUUAUCCAUUAAAAAAUAGAUGUCUGGCAGUAUCUGGUGUCUGGCAAAAUUUGGCCAGACAUUUACUGGAGACUUUUAUUAGAACUAUUUCAUGUCUUUUUUGUGUGUUAAAACAGGAACACUUACAUGUACUGUACAUGAAUUGCAUACAUGACAUGCAGAAAACGUUUUCGAGAUGUAAACUGCUUUCUGCUCUAACAUUUUGUCUUUAUUUUUAGCUGAACAACUGGCAGAUGAUUUACGGCCAUCAGGUGAUUUAGAAUUAUCUAGUAUUUUAAAAGGAGAGAUUGCAUUCAUUCAACAACUACAGAAAUGGUUGGGAGAGAAGUGUAAAUGGAACCUUUGCUAUCGAGCAUCUCGAGAUGGCUGGAGUGCCAACGAUUUUCACAGACAUUGUGACAAUAAAGGACCUACAGUGGUUUUGGUGAAAGCCAAUAUAAACUGUAUUUUUGGCGGAUACACUGACCAAAAUUGGGGAGGUAUAUUUUUUUGUAUGCAUCUUGCUUUUUCAGGAACUUUUUUAAUCAAAGAGUCGCUCCCAGUGUAGGUAGUGUAGAGUACAAACUUUUGCAGUUGAUACAACUUUUGAAUUUUGGUCAGGCCACUCAAAAUUAGAGUUUAGUUUCCCGUCCGGCCCUUAUUUCAAAUUACACGCGGGCGCGGGCGGUCCAUUUCCAUUAUCCAUUAUGGUGUCUGAAAGAUGAAACAAGACCCAUUAUUUCAUGAAAUGGAUAAGCGUUUAAAAUAUCCAUUCAGCCACGUUUCUACGAAAUGUUUUAGUUUUUUGUAUGCAGAAAUGAAAGCUAAGAUAUUAAUCAUGUCAUCUUUUACGUUCGAAAAUCUAAACUUGUAACGGGAGUGCCUAGCUCAGCAAACGGCAAUAUUGACAAAAGUUUCAAUAUUAAUGUUAUUUCGAUUUUUACAUCUUAUGUACGUAUUUCUUGAAGUUCUUGAACGAUAGAUCAUUUGAAAACUGUGGAUUUUCGUUUUUGUUAGUUACAAAUGUCAAAUAAUGGAAACAAGUUAGCAAUAAUGGACAAAUCAUGCGCCGUGGGCGGAAGACGGGAAACUAAAGUCUACUGUAGUUUGGAGUGGCCAAAAAAUUUUCGGAUCAAUACUGUUACUCCUGAAUGAACACUUGAAUAACUAUUCAUGAAAACUUUACUUUAUUCAAUUCUUAUGAAGAACAAACACAUAUAUAUAUAUAUAUAUAUAUAUAUAUAUAUAUAUAUAUAUAUAUAUAUAUAUAUAUAUAUAUAUAUAUAUAUAUAUAUAUAUAUAUAUAUAUAUAUAUAUAUAUAUAUUAAUUGCCGAUAAGGCUCUCAGGCCAACGUUCAAAGAUUUGUUGACACUUAGUCUAUUAAAUGUUUACGCUAAACUCAGUCUUUUAUAAGCCCUCAGGCGAGCAAUUAACUUAAUAACAUUCAUAAUAAAUACAAUAAUUAGCAAUUGUAGCUACAAAUACUAUUGUACUAUUGUACUAUUGUACUAUUGUAACAAUAUUAUAUUGGCAUAUUUCAGUUAAAUCGUAUGUUAUUGUUAAUUUUUUACAUAUUUUGUUGAUUUAGGUUGCGAAGGAUGGACUCACUCUAAAUCGUCAUUUUUGUUUUCCUUGCGGAACAAAGACAACCUGGCUCCAUUUAUUGCCAAAAUUAAGGAAGGUAAUGAGGGGCAAGCAAUCUACAGUGC